UUUUAUGCAUCAAAAUGAAUAUUAGUUUAUCAGAUAAUUUAUUGACUUCAGAAUUAGAUGAUCAGUUGGUUAGCAUUUCUCAUCCUCAUCAUCAAUUUAAUUCUAACAAUACUGUGACUGUACAUGUCAGCCAUAGCAAUGAGUUCACCGGGCCAACAUAUUUUACUACUACUAAUGUAUUAGGUAACAUUAUUACACACAACUUACAACAUGUAACAAAUUCACAAAAUGAUAAUAAUCAUAAUAAUAAUAAUGAUAAUAAUGGUGUUUUACUCGAUGAGCACAAUGUUAACCACCAUGUUGAUGAUGAAAAUGACGAUAAUCUGUUCGAUGAUUUAUCCGCUGCAAUCGAGGCGAUCAAUGAAGCGAAUCGUUUAAAUUCCGCAUGUGAUAAUGAUGUUGAUGAUAUGCAUGGAAUGUGCUGUGAUGAUGAUGAUGAUGAGGGCGGAGUUUUAGUCUCCAAUAUAAUGUCAUCAUCAUCAGCAGCAACAAUGCAACAUCGAAAUAAUGUUCCAGCUAUUACAACUUUCCGUUCAAUACCGUCAUCAUCAUCAUCAUCAUCAUACCAUUUUGUGACACAUCCAAUAUUUGCUAAUAUUCCUAUCACUACUACAACCACAGGUGGUGAUAGUGCCACUGCAAAUCAAGUAACUUUGUUUAAAUGUGAUACUACGGAUGAGAAAAUUGAAGCGAAUCAAUAUUUACAUGAAAAUGAAAAUGUGGCUGAAAAACCAGAUCCACUUGGUACUAGUCAUAUUAUACCGUCGUUAUUGACAACUUCAUCAUCUCGUUCCAUGAAUUCAGUUCAAUCAAGUUGGCGGUUAUUAUUACGUCCAAUAUUUGAGAAAGCUUUAAUUGAACGAUUAUGGACUAGUGGGGAAUUAGGUUCAUCCAAUGCACACUCUUUAUUGUUAUCUAUGUGGUUUUAUAUUUCACGUCAUUUCGGUAUUGGAUGUCGUACAGAUCAUGCUAAACUUGCUUAUGGUAAUAUUGUUAUAGGCGUGAAUUCAACAACUGGUGAACGUCAUUUACAGUUUAGUAGUCUUCCACAUGGAGCUGUUUCAGUUGGAACAUUGCGAAAAGUAUCAAAGAGUAUUAAAGAAUUUGCAUCUCCAGUGAAACCACGUCAACCAGAUAAUCUUCUUCCAGAAUGUCUUAACAAACCUGAUCGUUGUCCAGUACGUUUAUUCGAAGCUUUCUGUUCACAUCGUCCAUGUUCAUCCAAUUCAAUUGAAUCACCAUUCUAUUUACAACCGGAACGAUGUAGUUCCAUCAUCCAUGCACCAAUGAACAAUCCAACCUGGUUUACAUCGAAUGCACUUGGUAAAAAUAAAAUUGGUUCAAUGUUAAAUUGUGCAUUACAAAAUAUCGGUAUGCCAGUUGGUCGACAAGUGAAUUUAGGCCGUUUCUGUGAUGCAUUAAUUGCUGCAGCAUUUUCACAUUCUGGCGGUGGCAAUGUCGGUGAAGCAUUGCGUAGUUUAUUACUGCUGAAUUGUCGAUCAAAUAAUCAUCAUAUACCAGAAUCAUUAUUACCAAGUAUUGCAUUGUAUGCAGAGAAUAUUGUACAAAUGUCCACAACACCGAAUUCAUCAGUUUAUACAUAUUUAACUAAAAUUUGUUCAAUGAAAGCUGUGAAAAAUGUUAAAAAAUCUAGCAUAAAAUUAACAAAAAUCUCAACGAAACUAUCACAUUCCAUGAAUAUAAAUGCUAAUAGUAAUAACAGUAAUAACAGUAAUAAUAACACUAGUAAUAUUAAUCAUCAUUCAAUCAAUUUUUCUAGUAAUUCACCUCUAACUACUACUACUUCUAUUGCUUCUACUUCUACUACUGGUACUGUGACUACUUUUACUACUGCUACUGCUACUAAUCCAAUCAUUCAUAGUUAUAAAUCUGUCAAUCUAGUCAGUGUGAAUCAUUUAAGUCCAUUGUCAACUACUACUACUACUACUACUACUACUACUACUCCUACACAAGGAAUUGUUUGUAAUCAUUCGAAACAGACAAAUCUUUGUUACAA
Schistosoma turkestanicum is the source of this 2017-nucleotide messenger RNA. Lineage: Eukaryota; Metazoa; Platyhelminthes; Trematoda; Strigeidida; Schistosomatidae. The record is from the annotation of a GenBank genome assembly.